Messenger RNA from Striga asiatica, 4308 nucleotides. Lineage: Eukaryota; Viridiplantae; Streptophyta; Magnoliopsida; Lamiales; Orobanchaceae. The record is from the annotation of a GenBank genome assembly.
UCAAAAUCAAUACUUUAAUGCUUUAAUAUAUGCGUUCGUCAUUCUCUCUCCAAAUCUUCCCCAAUCAUUUUCUACUCCAAAUCCCAACGCAAACCUCACACACUUGUAGCAUCGACCUCAUUCUCAUCUCCCUCCCAUGGCCGCCAACAGGACCAAACCCCGCGGCCCGAACAUCCCUUCAAAGCCCGAACUCGAAAAAACAAUCGAGGAGACCUAUCAGAAGCGCACGCAGCACCACCACAUCCUCCUCCGGCCCGACACCUACAUCGGGUCCGUCGUCAAGAGCAAGCAGAGCCUCUGGGUUCUCGAGGGGGGAAAAAUGGUAAAUCGGGACAUUGCAUACGUGCCCGGCCUCUACAAAAUCUUCGACGAGAUCUUGGUCAAUGCCGCCGACAACCGCCAGCGGGACCCGUCCAUGGACCGGCUGGAGGUAGAAAUUGACGCCGGAGCAAAUUUCAUCAGCGUGUUCAACAACGGCGAGGGGAUUCCGGUGGCCGUCCACGGGUCGGAGAAAGUUUAUGUGGCCGAGAUGAUUUUCGGGCAGCUAUUGACGAGCAGCAAUUACGAUGACAGCUGUAAGAAGACGACCGGAGGGAGGAAUGGGUUCGGGGCCAAGCUGACGAAUAUUUUCUCCACCGAAUUUGUCGUCGAGACGGCUGAUGCGAAGAGGAGGAAGAUGUAUAAGCAGGUGUUUUCAGAUAACAUGAACAAGGUUUCCCCACCAGUGAUUACAAAUUACAAUGGGGAGAGUUGGACGAGAAUCUCAUUCAAGCCCGACUUGGCCAAAUUUCAGAUGGACCAUCUCGAAGCUGAUGUGGUGGCAUUGAUGAAAAGGCGAGUAGUUGAUGUGGCUGGAUGUAUAGGGGAGACUGUAAAUGUGGUGUUGAACGGAGAACAAGUUCCUGUGUGCUCGUUUGCCGAUUAUGUCGAUUUAUACCUUGAGGCCCGGUUUGGUGACAAGAAAGAUUCCAUCCCGAGGUUUGUGGAAAGAUUUAACGAUAGGUGGGAAAUAUGUGUGUGCGUACGAGACAGCCAUUUUGAGCAGGUCAGCUUUGUGAAUGCAAUUGCUACUAUGAAGGGAGGGACUCAUGUGGAUUACGUGAUCGAUCAGCUCAUAGAUUAUGUAUACGAAAAAAUUGACCAGACAAGUCCAAACAUCUUCUUGCGGCCGCAUCUCAUUAAGAUUUGUAAAGCUGGAGUGGUGGAGAAUAUUAUGUCGUGGGUUAAAUAUAAGCAGAAGAGAGAAGAAAAGAGGGCCGAGAAGGAGAAAAGGCAAAGGAUAACUGGAAUUAGCAAGCUUGAGGAUGCUAAUGAAGCUGGCAGCGAACGUGCGAAAGAGUGCACUUUGAUCUUGACUGAAGGAGAUUCUGCAAAAGCUCUUGCUAUGGCUGGGAUAUCUGCCGUUGGCAGAGACUGUUAUGGGGUCUUUCCCCUGAAAGGUAAACCGCUUAACGUACGAGAGGCUAAUCACUUCCAGAUAAAUGCUAAUGAAGAAAUCCAGAAUAUCAUGAAGAUCCUUCACUUGGAGUACAACAAGCAGUAUAACUCAGUUGAGGAUUUGAGAUAUGGACAUGUGAUGAUUAUGACUGAUCAGGCAACAAGAGGUGGACAAAUUUUGUCUUUCUACUCCAUUCCCGAAUACGAGUCCUGGAAGCAAGGGUUAGGGGGGAACACUAGUGGCUGGUCUAUCAAGUACUAUAAGGGACUCGGAACUAGCACUUCUAAGGAGGGGAAAGAAUAUUUUCAAGCUCUUGAAAAGCACAAAAAAGAUUUUCUAUGGUUGGAUGAGAAGGACAAUGAUGCAAUUGAGCUAGCAUUCAGUAAGGACAAGAUACAAGCAAGGAAAAAAUGGCUCCAAAAAUACGAGCCUAGCACAUUUCUUGAUCAGAAAGAAAAGCAUGUAAAGUACAGUGACUUUGUCAACAAGGAGCUCAUUCAAUUCUCAGCUGCCGAUCUCAAGAGAUCGAUCCCUUGUAUGGUUGACGGCUUAAAACCGGGCCAAAGGAAGAUUCUCUUUAGCUGUUUCAAGAGAAACUUUAUCCAGGAGGCUAAGGUUGCUCAGUUUUCCGGUUACGUGUCCGAACAUACAGUCUAUCAUCAUGGAGAAGCAAGCCUGGCCAACACCAUUGUGGGGAUGGCACAAGAUUAUGUGGGAAGCAACAAUAUUAACUUACUUCAGCCCAAUGGUCAAUUUGGGACUCGCCAUCAGGGAGGAAAAGAUCAUGCCAGUGCAAGAUAUAUCUUCACGUGUUUGUCCCCCAUCACGCGUUUUCUUUUCCAUAUAAACGAUGAUGCUCUCCUUCACUACCUUAGUGAAGACGGACAGUCUGUGGAGCCAGCUUGGUACAUGCCCAUAAUUCCUAUGGUCCUAGUCAACGGGAGUGAAGGAAUCGGAACAGGAUGGAGUACGUAUGUCCCGAACUAUAAUCCAAGGGACAUCAUUGCAAAUGUGAGGCGCUUUCUAAAUGACGAGCCUAUGGAACCCAUGGUGCCGUGGUAUAAAGGAUUCAAGGGCACGAUCGAGAGAACAAAAGCAAAGGGAACUGGAGAAAGUUAUGCCGUAAAAGGAAUUAUCCAAGAAGUGAAUAAAACAACGGUCAGGAUCACAGAGCUUCCCGUUCGUAAGUCCACCGAGGACUACAAGCAGUUUCUAGACACGCUCUUAUCGAAAGGCGGUAGGAACAAAGAGCAAUUCAUCAAGGACUUCAGGGAAUUCAACGAUGAUAAAACCGUGCAUUUUGAGAUAUAUAUGACCGAAAAGAACCUGGCAAUUGCGAAAGAUGAAGGCUUGAUAGAAAAGUUUAAGCUCAGCAGUACCAUCAGCACCAGCAACAUGCAUCUGUUUAACUCGAAUGGAACACUUGUGAAAUAUUCUUCUCCUGAGAAAAUUAUUGAUGAAUUCUGCGGCUUGAGACGUGAAUUUUAUGAGAAGAGGAAAGGAUUCAUGCUGAGCAUGCUAGAAAGAGAGCUUCUGAAGCUGGAAAACAAGGUCCGGUUCGUAAAUGAAGUUGUUGAGGGAAAAAUCAUUAUAAUGAACCGAAGGCGAAAAGAUUUGCUGGCUGAGUUGAAGCAGAAAAAUUUUGCCCCAUUCCCUAGUAAUAAUAAUACAAGAGGGUCUUCUAAUCCAACAGAGAACGAGUACGGAUAUCUAUUGUCAAUGCCAAUUGGCACAUUAACGAGCGAGAAUGUUCUAGAACUGUGUGCUCAGGCGAAAAGGUUCAAAGAUGAGGUUGACGGACUAAGGCAUGCGACUCCAAAGUCUUUGUGGUUGAAGGAUUUGGAUGCACUCGAACAGAAACUCAAUCUGCAAUCGAAUAUUUAUGAUCGUCCAGAGAACACGAGAUCUGAGGUUAGUGCUGAGAUUUCCAAAAGGCCUAAGAGGACUAUGAAGAAGAAAAAGAAAGAAAGUUCAGAACAGCAUGCCAAUGAUAAAGAUGCCUUAGCUGAAAUUCAUAUUAUCCCUUCAAACGAUACAGGAAAAACUCCGCAAGCAGUGGAACCACAAUGCAUGCAACGAAAAGAUGAUGUAGCACCUAUGACAGAUCCCCCACUGGUACAUGAGGAUGAGGGCAAAGGGCUUGAGCAAAAUGAAGACCAAGCCAAACAGAAUCUAUCUCCAGAUAAAUCUACAGGAAAAGCUCCCGAGGCCAUGGAUUCGCGGGGCAUACAAGAAGAAAAGGAUGAAGCGCCUAAGCCAAAUCCGCCACCACUUGAUGUAGACGAGACCAGAGGACUCGAGCAGAGAGGGAGAAUAGCUGAUCCAACUUCAUUGCCAGAUAAAUCAAGAGAUAUGAAGCUACCAGAAGGCAGUGAAAGCAAGAAGGACGAUUCAAGUAUUAUAGAAAUUUCUGACACUGACGAAGAGAAGGCUGACACUAGAAUAGUAGCGCUCGACUUUAAAAAGGCUCGAAAACCAUCAGCUCGUAAAACCUCCAAAGAUGAACAAAAUAAGCAGCAUGCAAUGAUUACAAGGAAGAGAAGUAAAACGAACAGGGAAAAUGGAGGCACGCCAUUGGCUAACGACACAAGCAGAGUUGUCUUGAAAGCGAUCGAAAACAAUGCUGUGCUUUCGCCAGAGAAGAAACUGAGAAAAAGGAACGAUCGAACUUUUAGGAAAAAGAAAAGCAGUCAUUUUGAUGCAAAAGAUGGAGAGAACAAGGAAAAUUGUCCGAGCCAAGGCAAUAGAAACUAGGGAAGAACAGUUUUAAUGAAUAGACUUGUUUUUUUUAUUUAUUCUAUUUUUAUAUUAUUUUUAUAUGUGAUUACAUUAUGGUUUUAAUGAAGGUUUUAUUAUUGUACUAAUGUGAC